This is a messenger RNA of Panicum hallii, 2932 nucleotides long. Its product is annotated as putative pentatricopeptide repeat-containing protein At3g47840. The record is from RefSeq and is a predicted model, not a curated record. NCBI's taxonomy places the organism in Eukaryota, Viridiplantae, Streptophyta, Magnoliopsida, Poales, Poaceae. Gene Ontology annotation, biological process: RNA modification. Gene Ontology annotation, molecular function: RNA binding; protein binding. Bases 158 to 2194 code for a protein of 678 amino acids. The transcript is spliced from 2 exons.
UCCACACUCUUCGACGGCGGCGGUGCGGGCGCCCCAGCAGGCCAGCAGCACGAAGCAGCGGAGGACCGCCACAGGCUCCGGCGGACGGCCGGCCUACGGAACGGCGGCGGGAGGAGGAGGGUCUGGGCCGACCCCCGCCCGCCCGCCACAGCUUCCGAUGCUGAGGCAGCUGGUCCGAUCGGGCAAGCUCGCCGACGCGAGGAGCCUAUUCGACGCGAUGCCGCACCGCGACGAGGUCGCCUACGCCACGCUCCUCGCGGGCUAUGCAGCCGCUGCCGACUUCCCCGGCGCGAUGGCGCUCUUCUACCGUCUCCGCGCCUCCUCCCCGCCCCACGCUGCCGCGGACCCGUUCGUCCUCAGCCCCGUCUUCAAGGCGUGCGCUUCCGCGGCCGCCGACGCCGGGAUCCUCCGGCGCGCCGCGGCGCUGCACGCGUUCGCCGUCCGCUCGUCGGCCGUGUCGUCCGUGUUCGUCUCCACGGCGCUUGCGGACGCGUACGCCAAGGCCGGCCGCCUCGAGCUGGCGCUCCAGGUGUUCGACGAAAUGCCGUGCAAGAACGUGGUCUCGUGGACCACGCUCGUCGCCUCGCUGGCGCGGGCCGGCCGGCGUCACGACGCGCUCCGCCGCUUCGCCGAGAUGCGGACCUCCGGCGUGGCCUGCGACUCCCACGCCUACGCGGCCGCGCUCACGGCGUGCGUGGACGCAGGGCUGCUGCCGCGCGGGCGCGAGGUGCACGCUCUCUGCGCCAAGCUCGGCCUCGACGCCACGCCCUACGUCGCCAACACGCUCGCUACGCUGUACGCGCGAUUCGGCGACGUGGACCGCGCGCUAGCCACGGUCAGCCGCAUGAGCUCGCGCGACGUUGCCGCGUGCACGACACUGAUUGCAUCCUACGUCCAGACCGGCCGUGCAGAGGAAGCCAUCGAGGCGUUUGUCAGAAUGCUUCACGACGAGUCAUCGAAUUCUGCAUCACCCAAUGAGUAUACUUUCUCUGCCGUAAUUGCCGCGUGUGCAAAUAUUGAACGUGUCUAUCUUGGUGAGCAGAUACAUGCACAAGCUGCACGGAGAGGGCUGUCUCAUGCCCGCUCCGUGGCGAACUCCCUUGUCAAACUCUACGCACGCUGUGGCCGUCUUUCAGCUGCUACUGAUGUGUUCCGGGAGAGUAUUGUCAAGGAUGUCGUCUCUUGGAGUGCAAUUAUAUCAGGAUAUGCACAGGAAGGCUACGCCGAGGAGGCUUUUGCUAUGUUCUCUGAAAUGAGGCAUCAUAGCAGUUGCCCUCGGCCAAAUGAGUUUACUCUUGCCAGCCUCUUGAGUGUGUGUGCAGGUGCUGCAGCAAUGGAUACUGGACGCCAGCUGCACGCACUUGCUGUGUCUGCUGGACUUGAACACCAUGCGAUGAUCAGGAGUGCGCUCAUUGACAUGUAUGGAAAGAGUGGUAGCAUGUCAGAUGCUGAUGUCGUAUUUUCCAAUCGUACUAAUGAUGAUGUGAUCUCAUGGACUGCUAUGAUCGUUGGGCAAGCUGAGCAUGGUCACAGCAAAGGGGCGCUUGAACUGUUUGAGGAAAUGUGCCGAGUGGGGCUAAAGCCGGACCAUGUUACGUUCAUUGGUGUACUCACUGCUUGCUCUCACGCGGGGGAAGUUGAGCUCGGGUUGAGAUACCUCAAUGCAAUGAGCAAAAGGCAUGGAGUGGAGCCUUCAAAGGAGCACUAUGGUUGUGUUGUUGAUUUGUUGGGCAGAGCUGGUAGAGUACAUGAGGCUGAGGAGUUGAUUGGAAGAAUUUCUGACGAUGAAAGAGACGGUGUGGUUUGGACUUCUUUGCUUAGGGCAUGUGCAGCUCGAGGGGCAGAGGAAACUGGAAAGAGAGCUGCCAAGAGGGUGAUGGAGGCAGAGCCAUGGGGUUCAGGAGCACAUGUGGCAAUGGCGAACCUCUAUGCCAGCAAAGGGCAGUGGCGUGAGGCAGCCCAGGAACGCCAUUUGAUGAAGCGGAAAGGUGUUGUAAAAGGGGCAGGGUGGUCAUCUGUCGAAGUUGGAGGGGAAGACAGAGGGAUCGGAGUGUUUGUUUCUGGAGACCGGACAAAUCCCCAAGACAAUGCCAUCAUUGCUAUGCUUAACUUGAUGUACUAUGGAGCUGGAAUGGUUUGCCAUAUCCCUGAUCAGUUGGAUUUAGGAUCAGAAGUGGAGCUAACAGUUAACUAGUAAUCCCGAAAGGAUCACUUACUGCAACAGGGACAGGGACCCUUGCCAAUUGCCAUGGCGGAACAUCCAUUACAGGACAACAUAAGACCUUGAUAAGGUGGCUGCAACAUUUAGUAUUCAGAUAUUUAGGGUGCACUGUAUUCCAGUCCAAUCAAGUAUUCUGAAAAAGGAAUUCUAUUCCAAUCAAAUAAAGCAGCUGUGGCAGGCUACAGGCUAAAUCAAGCCAAGUUGAUUUCUGCAUUGGACUUGUAUUGCAGAAGCUCAUUCUUUAGUGUACCAAACUGAUGUAACCUUGGUGCGUUGCCCAGUGGCUUGGAGCGAAGCAUGAAUGUGAGUAGCUAGCUGCCUGGUGAUCUCUUUUACAGAAAAAGCAUGGGGAUUGUUUAAGCCAUAUUCAUUUUUCUUGUGAAGGAAGGCUAGCCACCUUUUGGAAGGAAAUUCACUCUUCACGACAACAAUUCCGUAUUCCAUGCUGCACUGCUCUGUAGUUUGUACACCUUUAUCCCUUUUUGAUAGAAAAGGUAGUAAAUUAUUUCUUGACUAACUUGUUGAUUCCUUGGUGAAUGUUCUUGUAAAGGCUGAUAAUGUUGAUCCUCAUUCUACAAUAAUAGAAGGGGUUGCCUUUAUCCCUUGUGCCAACUAAUCAUAUGAUAUUAUUUUUUUACUCUUUUACAAUGUUGACGACAGAAUGAUGUAAUGCUUAGUCAUGUCUAUUCUAUUGUACAGCCUUUUAAAUCC